Messenger RNA from Symbiodinium necroappetens, 906 nucleotides. NCBI's taxonomy places the organism in Eukaryota, Dinophyceae, Suessiales, Symbiodiniaceae. The record is from the annotation of a GenBank genome assembly.
GCUGCUCAGGAUGCGGUGCUAUCGGCUCUUCCUGCCUGGCUGACCGUGUAUGGCAAGCUUUGCGAAGGACACGACAGCUGGGAAGCUUCCGUGCGGGUGCGCUGCGCCUUCACGGCCCUGCAGGCUGUCACCAGCCUCUGCCGCUUCCCGGAGCUCGAAGUUACCAUGUCUGAGUCCAUCGAGGGCUUACUCAGACCAGCGUGUCUUCUGGUACAAAGCCUGCAUCCGGCCUACGAGCAGGCUGUGAUCCAAGCAGAUGACGGCGGCCAGAGUGAGGAGGAGGGUGGCAUAGCUCCUUUCGUGGCUCAGACCAUGGAGCUCAUCCAGGCCAUGGCCGUCCGAGUCAAGCUGAAGCCGCUCCUGAAAAACAGGUUGAAAAACUUGCUUCAGCUCCUGGUGCCCUUCAUGCGCAUCACGGAGAAUCAGGCAGCCUCGUGGCGAGCUGACCCAAACGAGUUCCUGGUGCAGGAGGAGGACGAGCAUUGCAGGGGCUGCACCAUACGCGUCUCUGGUGAAGGGCUGGUGGGCCAAAUGCUUGACAGCUUUAAGCGCGAAGCCUCGCGCGCCGUGGCGGCGCUCGCCACGGAUUUGUUGGAGCGCGGCGAAGCUGGGCGCAGCUCAGGUGAUGCCGCUGCUUGGAAGCUGACGGAGGUUGGCUUGUUCGUGUUCAGCAUAGCGGUCGGCGAGGCGACGGUGAAGUCGCUGCAGCGGAGUGAGCUGGGCCCCUUGGUUCCCGACACCUUGCAGCUGGCUGCGAGGCUUUGCGCUGACCGGAACGCUUCGGAGUUUUUACGCGCUCGCGCAUUCUCGCACUUACAUCGGUUGGGAGACAUCGUGACUCAGAUGGUGCGACCCUCAGCCUUCCUCUGUUGUGCACUUGCAUGCCCUUGCCGAUCUCGGUGCUGA